AUGUCAAGUGAAGAGGGAUUGUUAGGUUGCACGGAAGAUUCAGGAAAGGCGAUAUUUCGGUCGCCUUUGAUGCAAAGAAGUGGCUUUGAUCCUCAAACUGGAGUGUAUCAUUCAGUGCAUCAACUCCACAAUAAAAUCCCCACAAGUCCUGAUCUUGACAUAGCUACAUUUGUUCUGUCUCAUUUCCCAACUGCCGGCGAAGCCCUGAAACGGGUUGCUCUCAUCGAUGCAGCUACUAAUCAAAAGGUCACUUAUGCUCAGCUCAAACUUUCUGUACACAAACUGGCAACAGGGCUGUACCAUGGCUUAGGGGUGAAGAAAGGUGAUGUUGUGUUCCUCUUGUCGCCAAACUGUCUGCUUUAUCCAACAAUAUGUCUUGCUGUUCUGUCCAUUGGAGCGGUUCUCACCACGGCGAACCCUGUAAAUACUGUAUCAGAGAUAGGCAAGCAAGUUAAAGACUCUGGAGCAAAACUUGCCAUUGCUGAUCCAGGAGAGGUCCACAAGUUGCUUCCUACUGGAGUUCCUACUCUGCUUACUUCAAGGGCUAAAGAUGGCGUUGUGCUUUCUGUCGAGGAACUGAUUGAUUGCUGUGAUCCUCUGGAUUUACCAGCAGUUCGGCCGGUUCAGUCAGACACUGCUGUGAUCUUGUAUUCUUCAGGAACUACUGGUGCAAGCAAAGGUGUGGAACUUACCCAUUCAAAUCUGAUAGCCAUUGUUACACUACUUGGAUGGAGUGCAGAAGCGAGUUCAUCACUGAAUGAUGUGUUCCUGUGCUUCAUCCCAAUGUUUCAUGUCUAUGGACUUGCAUUUUUCACCCUGGGAUUGCUUGCUUGCGGAACAACUAAUGUAGUGAUGCAGAAAUUCGAUUUCCAAGCAAUGUUGGAAGCUAUUGAAACUUACAAAGUCAAUAACAUUCCAGCAGUUCCUCCUGUGAUACUUGCUCUAGUGAAAAAUGACAUAGCUGGCCAUGACUUAUCAUCAUUGCAAAGAGUUGGUUCCGGGGCGGCUCCUCUCAGCAAGGAAGUCACUGAUGGAUUUAGAGAGAAGUUUCCAGGAGUGGAGGUAAGGCAGGGCUAUGGAUUGACGGAAAGCUGUGGCGCGGCCGCUUUCUUUCCUUCUGAUGAGGUUGCCAAGGUUCACCCAGGCUCAUGUGGACAGUUACUUCCAACCUUUACUGCCAGGAUCGUGCACUUUGAAACUGGAACGCCGCUGCCACCAUUCAGCAGAGGAGAGUUAUGGUUAAAAGGACCUGGUAUAAUGAAGGGCUAUUUAAGAAACGAGGAAGCCACAGCUGCAACAAUAGUUUCGGAUGGUUGGCUGCGAACUGGUGACUUGGGUUAUUUUGAUGAAGAGGGAUGUCUACACAUUGUGGACCGCGUAAAAGAGCUCAUCAAACAUAACGGGUAUCAGGUAGCUCCAGCAGAGCUGGAAGCAGUUCUCUUGAGCCACCCGUAUAUACUGGAUGCAGCAGUUGUACCGCUCGAAGACGAAGCAGCAGGAGAGAUUCCCAUAGCAUAUGCUGUAAAAGCUGCUGAUUCUGACCUAACAGAAAAUGAAGUCAUUGAUUUUGUUGCUACCCAGGUUUGUCUAAGUCAUCAUCAACUGAGUUUCUUGAAGUCUUCAAAUUAAGAUACGACUUUCUAAAGCUGAUUCUGAAAAUUUCAGGUUGCUCCAUACAAGAAAGUUAGAAAAGUUAGUUUCAUCGACGCCAUACCAAAGUCAGCUGCAGGAAAGAUUCUGCGGAAGGACCUAGUUCUGCGCGGAAGAGAAAACAUCUUAUCAAGAUUAUAAUGUAGUAGUACUAGCCUAAUCUGCUUUUUGUUUUUUUACUCGUCUUGUUCUUUGAAAAGAAAACCAAC
Messenger RNA from Oldenlandia corymbosa var. corymbosa, 1859 nucleotides. The record is from the annotation of a GenBank genome assembly. NCBI's taxonomy places the organism in Eukaryota, Viridiplantae, Streptophyta, Magnoliopsida, Gentianales, Rubiaceae.